Molecule: messenger RNA, 5322 nt
Organism: Homalodisca vitripennis (glassy-winged sharpshooter)
Lineage: Eukaryota; Metazoa; Arthropoda; Insecta; Hemiptera; Cicadellidae
Gene: TP53INP
Product: tumor protein p53-inducible nuclear protein 2
Exons: 4
Coding region: 173-850 (225 amino acids)
Biological process (GO): positive regulation of DNA-templated transcription; autophagosome assembly
Cellular component (GO): nucleus; autophagosome
Source: RefSeq, a predicted model, not a curated record
CAGGUGCAGAACAGAACGCUCAGUUGAUCAGCUGUUGUUGCUUGAAUCACAACAGCAACUUCAACCAAGUUUCUUUCCACUAAGUGCCAAAUAUCUUGCUAUUUAUAACAUAAAGUAUCUUUCACCAAGUGCAAUUUAGGAUCCUACGACCUUUUAAAGAAUCAAGAGGAAAAUGCUGAACAGCCUAGCCUCAUACCUCUUCGGCUACCAGGAGCCUUCCCCUGCGCAAGCCAUCGACUCGGCGGCACAGAGACUGAGUGCCGAGCCUGAUCUGCCUUCUGCCCGGCAGACGAGCAGUUCUGCUGAAAGCGACGAGGAUGACUGGCUUCUUGUGGAAGCCUCUGCGAUAGAGAACGAUGAGAACAUGAGUGCUGUGCGGAUAUCUAGGUCCGCGUCCCUCUCCUCAUUGCCCUGCCAACCCAUGGAGGAAAGCUGGUUCCUGACGCCCCCUCCAUGCUUCACCUCCACUGCUCCAAGUGGCCUAGAGACUAGUCCCUUGGAGAAUCUUCUAAUAGAGCACCCCAGCAUGUCGGUGUACCACGGGCGGGUGAGAGCUCGGUCUGCCUCCCCACCCGCAGCCGCCCCAGCACCUACCCUCCCUCCCCAACCCCACCCGCGGCAGCCAUUGGCUGCUGUCACGGACCAACGAGCGCUGCAUGCCCUCGACAUCAAAGCUGCUGCCAAGUAUGUUUUACAGUACCAAAAGAAGCAGGUGGCGCAGCUGAUGAACCGUAACCAGUUAGAUCGGAGCAACAAAGUGCGGGAGGUGAACUCUCGUAGCCGCCGCCAACGGAGGUCCGAUCGGCAACAACAACAUUCCGGAGCCAACAACAAUCGCAAGUGUUGCUAGAGCGCCUUUCUCUCCCCUUCCCUCCCUGCCCAUUCUGAGGUUGCUCUGAUUAUGCUAAUGCAGCCGGUAGGUUACAAGAAACGGUGGGGAGUGAGUUUUGCUUGGAAAUGCAAUAAAAAGAACAAACACAAAAAAAUUUUUAAAAUACUAAAGAAAAUUUAAAAAAAUAUUAGUUUGUUUUAAACUGUAUAAGCAUUUUAAGUUUUGUUUGUAUUAAAAAUAAGAAAAGUCCAAAUAAAACAUUAGUUUAGACCAAAUAGUAUCAAGAAUAAAAAAUAAAUAAUGUUUAUUGAUUUCAAAAUCACAGUGACGGGAAUGGAAAUUAAUAUAAACUGAUCACAUAAAGAAGUGAAAGUGAGUUUAUUAUGUUUAUCAAAUAAUAUUUGUUAAAAAUCAUGUUUGGAUUCCUACAAUACUAAACUUGUAUUUUCCUCAUCAAUUCACUGAUUAUUAUUGUUGCAUAUAAUUAGAAUAAUUCAAUUCCAAUCAAUUUUGGAACCUAUAAAUAAACAUAACAUAUCUUCUUUAUGAAAAUAAUUAUAUUUUAAUCGGAUAAUAAACAUAAUAAUCUCUUGGCCUAUACUGUAACUUAAAUCAAAAUUAUUUAAAAUGUUACAUUGUUUUAGUAAUAAAAUAUUAAGUUAAUUUUGUCAUUUCCUAAGAUUAAACUGGUUUUUUAAUAGUUUUAUUUUAAUAAAUUAAUUAGACACUUCAACUGAAGCUAAGUAAAGAACCCUUACCUUAACUCUUAAUUUUGUUUAUCUAUUCACAAAGGUUUGGUUCCUUAGUUAUAGGGACAGAUAAUUUGCUUAUUUAUAAUUUCCUGCAAAGUCUUGCUCCCUAACCGAAUUACUUUACUGUUCAUAUUUUAUUUGCCAACAUAGUCAAUUUACAUUUUUUAUAAAGUUGACAUGUUAUCGCUAUAGUUUAUUUAUGUGGUACUACUGUCUUUCAUAAUUAGAUUCAUCGUAAGUCCGUCAAUACUGUAUUGUAUUUGUUUAUUAGAUUUUGUUUAUGUGCCUAAAGAACGGGUUGAAUUGUUAUCAUAUUUAAAGUUUAUCUACACAGUAGUAGACAGAAUGAAAUUGCUGAUAAAUUAUGCUAAUUAAUGUUUUUAAUGCCAAACAUUGAAUAAAUAAUACUUCAUUUUUAUUUAUUACAUCAAACUAAUUUAGUAAUGUUUGCUAAAUUGAACAGUUGGUACACCAUACACAUAUGGAAAUUCAUGAGAUAAUGUUUGAUGGAUCGCUACACAAAAAAGUGUUUAAACAGUGACAUUUUAUUAAUUCAAAUUCAUCCAUUUUGCUAAUAUACCUAAUAAUUGUGUUUUUGUGCUGCAUAAAAUGAGAAUUGUUUUAAUAGAAGCAGCUAAGCAUUUUCAUUCUGUCUAUUGCCAUUUGCCCUUGCCUGUGGUUAUAGAAUUGACAAGGUGUAUGUGAAUAAACAAGAUGUCCAUUGAUUAUUAUAUUCAUUAUUUAUGAAUAUUACAGUUCAAUACACGCUUAAACAUAUUUAUUUUAUGUUUGAUAAGAAAAUAGUACAAUAUCUUAUAAACCUUGUGAUUCUAUCAAUAUUAUUCAAAUUCUAUAUAUAAAACUCACAAUUAAUGAGUGAAUUGCUUUGGAAUUGUAAUUAGUAAUUUAAAAAAAAACUUUAUUUAGAAAAUCCCAAUUCUUAGAUAAGCUGUGGACAUUUUGUUAAAUUAACCUGCUAGUCAAGAAUGUUGGUCAAUCAAACCAGAUUGUUCAACAUUAGGCUUAAAAAUAUUUUGACUUCAAUAAACUUUUUUUAAUUGGAAUAUUGUAAAUAGAGAUUUUAUGAAUUUAUUUGCAAAUCAGUAUGAUAAAAUAAUUAAGUUAAAUAAAUUAGUUAAACUUAAAUAAAUAAGUUAAAAUAAGUUCUGAUUUUGUGUUAGGUUUAAGGAUUUUAACUCUCAUUUAAAUCUAUUGUUAGUUGUAUGUAGCAUGUAAGAGCUUAGAAUUACAGAGUCAAUAAGUAAAAAUAACGUUCUAAAGUUAAGUUAAUUACUAUCUGAUGUAAACAAAUGCUUAAAUUUGGAAAGCACAACACUAACUUGAUUGACCACUUUGUACUGUGGUAGGUUGUGCCCAUGUAAUGUUGAAUGUAAUCACUCAUAAGCACAAAAUAUAGUUAGCAUUAAGUUCUCAAGAGCAAAUCUAAUUGUAAACAAAUGCAAGCUUUUAUUUAUGGAAAAUUUUUUGGUUAUAUUAUAAAUGCAAAACUGUAAGAAGAGCAGAUCCUAUAGAAUAAAAUGUUGUCAUUUGUUUUGAACUUUUCCUGCACAUGAGAAACAUUUAGUUGUUAUCUGUAGACAAUGCUGUGGACCUACUUUCUCUCAAUUCCUUUUUGACCCUCUCUCCACCCUCUGUGGAAAUUUGUCUCUCAGUUUUUUGUGCUCUCUUUCACAGCAGUGUUUACUCCUCAGAGAGUAAGAACUAUCAGAUUUCAGACAUGUUCAUAAAAGUCCCUGAAUUUGUUGUGUGGGUGGGAUCGUACCUACUUAUAGUUUUGUAUUCAUUAACCAUACUAAGUAUUAGACUGUUUUAGUAUUCACUUCUUUUUGCCACUGAAAUCUGUGCUUGAUAAUAUUUAACAUUUCCAUAUCCAACUAUAGACAUUGUACAUAACUCAAUUAGUUUGUUACUUUAAUUACAGUAAUGUAUGCAAUAGAUGUACUAUAAUAGUACUAAAGAAACAUAUCGGAAAACUAAAUUGAGUAGUGAAAACGAGUUGGUGGAGAACCCAUCAGCUGUUGUUCACUGUUCAAUUUGGCUUUUAGCACUCCAAAUUCAGUGGGUGGAAAUCUAAUUUUUUACGAUUAAUCACAUGCAUGUUAUAUUUGGCUGCAUAGUAUUAUUGUUGUGUAUGUCGGCACUUGCGUAGAGUGCAUGUAUGUCUGUUUCUAUGUAAGGCAACUUAUGGCGCUAUAGAAUACAAACCAAAUAUUUCGAUCUCAAAAGAACAUAAUGGCAAAAUAUUGCAUAGAAUGGUGUGAGUCUAAUAUGUCUAAUGCAUGAAUGUCUUGACAGAUUUAGAUUGUAUUCAGUAUUAAGUUAAUAGUUACAGGGUGAUCUUUUGAAUGACUCAAGGCAGUGGUAGCUUGUUUAUUUGUUACAUAAUGACAGAUCUUUAUGAGUACAUAUAAAAAGUAGUUUGAUCUGUAAUGUAUUUAGAGAAGACUCUCGGUUGCAUUUUUAUAAUUGGCUGAAGAAAUUUAAAAGUCUGAAAAAUAAAUAUGGCAGUGAUCUUCUGUUGUUCCCUGCAUGACUGCCUACGUUUUCCCUCUGGGUGAACUAUACAAAUAGCCAAUGUUAGAUGUUACAAAAUUGUAUUCAUAUGAAGUUUUAUGCCACAUGAGUAUUGGCAUACUAGAAUGUUUUCUGUAUGUGGUUCAAUUGGGUUUGUUGUUAAUCACUAAUAAAUAAAAACCUAAACAAUGACAACUUACACUUACCUUCCCUAUGUAUGCAAAGAAAUUAAUUAACAAUAUUUGUGUAAAGCAGUAAAAGCAGUUAGAAACUUACCCAAUUAGAAAACACAGGGUCUAACUCUAUUGUAAUUCUCUGUAUAUGAGUUCAAUAUCCAUAUCUCCAUAGCUCGAUGAUAAUGGAUUGAUGGUUUGAUAAUAUAGCCUUAUUACUGAAGGUCUUCUCAAUCAUUUAACAAAUAAUUGGUAAAUAUGUUUUGAUUAUAUAAAAUUAAAAUUUUAACAAAUUUUGAUGAAGUUCUAUUUUUAUUUAUUUUUAAUAGUCUCUGUUACCAUAAUCACAUAAUGAAUUCAUUUUACAACAAACACUGUCUUGAUACUGUUCACUGCCCAUUACUAGUUAUAAAGACAUUCAAUGUAAAAAUCCUGAACUAUAAUGGUUCAUUGUACAUGCUGAGGGAAAUGGUGUUUGGUAUACUGACGGAAGUAACUUUUUUUAAAAAAGGUUAUUUGACACGUAUAGAAAAUUUUAUUUAUUUAUUUAUGACCAAGGGUGUAAAUUUAACAGUACCUCCUUAAAUGGUUAUCAACCUCAAUAAUAUAAUUGUGCUUGAUUAUUUUAAUUUUGCUGACAAUUGUUUGAAAUUAUUUGUACACAAUUAAUAUUUUAAAGUCAAAUAUACUGUGAAUAAGAAUCAACAAUAUUUCCUAAAUUAACACCGCUUUCCCGAAGUAGUGAUUUUGGGCAUUUUACUUUAAAUAAAAUUGCAAUAAUAUACAAGUUAACGUAAGAAACACCAAAGUACAAAUACACCUGUAAGCAAACAUUUGAUCGCGCCAUGCCAGGUCGAUCUGUCCAAUCAUGCCAUCUCUGUCUAUCAGUGGUGUGAUAAUACAUUGUACACUACGAUAAGUCACUGUGUUGUCUAUAUAUUUAUUUUACUGUAAAUAGAGAGAACUUAGUUUGUAACCCAAAAACAAAAAUAAAAUGUUUUAAAUGAAAUAAAAAUAUGUUGGACUUUAA